This is a messenger RNA of Zea mays, 1477 nucleotides long. RefSeq lists its product as uncharacterized. Lineage: Eukaryota; Viridiplantae; Streptophyta; Magnoliopsida; Poales; Poaceae. Bases 781 to 1197 code for a protein of 138 amino acids. The record is from RefSeq and is a predicted model, not a curated record. The transcript is spliced from 2 exons.
GUGCCAUGCAUCCUGAGCGGCUCAAUGAUGUUGCUGAUGGAUCAUCCAAUGUUAGGGAGGUUUGGAAAUUCUCAUUCAAAUAGAUUAGCACUGCCCCUGCGAUUGUCGGGAGAACUGGAAACAUGUACUGGACUCCAUAUUGGGUGAGAGGGAGGUCUUAUAGGACUUCCUGGUUCUGUUAAUCUACCUGUGACUGUUUCAAAAAGCUGAUCUUUCUCUUUUGGAGCACUGCUUUGCUCUUGUAGACUAAAAAAAAUCGCUUUUACCUCUGGUUUCUGUUUGUUAAACUUGUUUAGCCUUUCAUAUGAAACGAUGAAUUCUCCAUGAUAUUAUCACACUUGCUCUCAAAUUACCCUCCAAAGAUAGCAUCUCCUAUGUAGAUUAAAAGCGUCACUUUCCACCGAGCAUCAUGACGAAGAUUCCUGAUAGUUCCAAUGGCAGACACAUCUGAUUGAGUCACACCUGACAAGUCAAAAAAAGGCGCAAGGACAAAAUUCUAUCCCAGAUGCUUCACCCUCUAUUUUUUCUAUCUGGAUUGAUAAACCAUGCUGGAUGGGGCCAAGAGGAAUGUUUUUUUUCCAGUAAACACUCGAGAAUGCACCCCCAGCAGGCAGCAGCACAAGACAGCGAGAGGUGUGAAUGCAGUAGGGACAUGGAUGUGAAAGGGUGCUCAUAGCCCCAUGUGAUGCAAGGAGUCAAGCAUUGGGGCAAGCUUUGUCCCUAUCUCCACGUUUCAGUGCUGCUAAUCCUAGCUUCAACAUGCUUUUGCAGUGAGCUACCAUGUCCACGAUGGGCUUCUUCCAGGACACCCGCGUCGUCGGUGGUGGCAGCAGCCGGACGGCCAGGUUUCUCCAGUACCAGAGGCUGGAGUGCUGGGAGGACGCCGGAGUCGCUCCCAGUCCCAGGUCCCGGUGGCGGUGGCCGUGGCUGCCGACGGAGAAUGGUAAGAUGGCUCCCCCCUGUUUGUUCAAUGUCAAGAGGCUGAAGUGGAGCAAGAUCACCUCGGCUCUGAUACUACCAAGGAAGGUUGCUGAGCUCUCCGCAAAGAUCCGUCACGCCAGCGCCAGGACCGAGGCCGCCGCCACCAUCUGCCCGGCCGUCGUCUUCGUGUCACCGUGGGGGCUUCCUGUGCUCUCCCGGCCACUCUUGGUCGGCCACAAGAGCAGGUACCAGUAUCACCAUGGAAAGGACACCUGAUGAUGAGCUGAGCAGGUAGUACCCAAUCUGUAUUCCUGGCGAUGAUUAUAUAUGCGGCGAGCUAGUUGAUCUUGUAGUAUGUGUAGUAAUCCUCAUUUUGAUUCCCCUGCGAUGCUUGUGUCAUGCUUGAUUGGGCCCCUUGCUACGGCAUGCAUGUCAUGUUGUGCCCUCUAUCAACAUCCGUACCAAGCAAAGCAAUUGCUAUAUUCCAUCACUACCAUUCGCCCAUGUGGAUUUGGAUAUCUCGUAGGAAUUCACCGUUCUUCAUGAGCAGCUUCAA